GGGAAAACCGAGAGGCGCUACUCGGCGAGAACUGUUGUCAGAAUACUCCAGUAACGCUUUGCAUGGCCAGCUAGCUACUAGCAUGCGCGUUGGUGACAGUCGCGUUGUCAUAUGUUCCAAGUGAUCGUGCGAUGUUUCUUGAGAAGCUAAUCGGUCUAAAACACCGGCGACCGAUACGCAAAUCGCGUAGUGGAUUUUCGUGAGACUGUGAAUUAAAAUUAAAAAGAAAAAUUGAAGAAAACGGCGCUCUGUAACGGACACAUACCGGAGGAGAGACAGAGAAAAGUCACUGAAGUGAAGAGAAAGACACUGUGAAAGAGAGAGCGAAAAAGACAGAAAGGGAGAACGGAACAUCGACAACGGCACCGAGUUUAUUCGUCGUGCCCGGAGUGCGAAGUAACGUGGAACUUCGGUUCCACGUACGUUCGUUUUGAUUAUUUUCUGUCUUCGUUUCGUAACUCACGCGACUGCAAAUCACGCGGACUGCGUGGAAAUACGGACCGUCGCGGUAGCACCGUGCGGCGGUAGUGCAGCAGCAGCGUACCAAGAUGCUGUCGUCAGUGUCAGCGAAAUAAUAAUGUGGUGCGACGUCAGUCAGCAUAAAACUAAUGAAAGGGAAGAUGUUUUGGGCCUAAAGAGUUGUGCAAUGAUGGGUCUGCAGGCGACGGCAGGAAAACGUAAAUUGGAGGGUGGUGUCGGCUGUAUGGAAUUCCACAUGGACCUCGGCGAGAGUCCGUCCAAGCUCGGACGCGUGGACGGUAGCUGGUGGGCGAUGGACGACACUUAUGGGACGCCUUUGAACCAGACAUCGUACUAUGAGAUGGAGGUGAACUCGCCUUGUUUGCAGGCAACGAAUCCGUGCCAGCCCUCCACGACGAAUUCUUCGCAGUCUCAGCAGCAGACGCAGCAGCAGCAGCAGCAGCAACAAUCGUCGCAACAGCACCCGUCACAACAGCAGCACCAUUCAUCUUCCCAAUCGGCGGUGCAGCAAGCGCAGCAGCAACAACAGCAAUCACCGCAGCCGCAAUCGCAACAGCAACAAUCGCCGGUGUCACCAUCGACAUCGGCUUCGUCCACGGUGACGCAGUUGCAUCAUCACGCGCAACAUUAUUAUCAUCAUCAACGUGGCGGCGCCAUCAGCCCUCUCGGCAGCCCCAACAGCUACAGUCAGCUAUCGAGGUCGCAACCUCAGUGGGGGGCCCUUCAUCAUUACGAACCGCCGACGAUACGUCGCGAAGAGAACGGCAAGAGUUAUUUGGAGCUCGGCUCGAGUUACCGCGCGAACGAGCGGUGUUGCGAAGGCUCGAAGUCCAGCUGGUGUCGACGCGGUCGGGCGUGCUACCGACAAAGGCGUCUCACCGUGCUGAACAUCUCUAUGUGCAAGCUCGCAAGGUACCGUCAGUUUCCGGAUCCGAGUUUACACCGGUCGGUGCUCAUCUGCAACACCCUGCGGCACUUAGAACGCGAAAUGGAAAGGGACAGAAGUCCACCGCCCAUGGAACCGGUCGUACCCGCGCCAAUCGCUCAGCUCCAGCCGCCCGAACAGGGUAGGCUAACGCCCUUUCCCGUGCCGCCGACGUCGUCGGGCGAAACUGACGUGGACUCCGGCAUCGGCGACAGCGACGACAGCCGAUCGAUCAACUGGGGCAGCGUGUUGUCCCUGUCGAGCCAAUCACCGCUCGACCCGCUCAAUAACAACGAACUACUUGACGUAGACAUAGGGCCCGAUCUUGAUCUGGAUUUUAUGCCCGGCUGGAAGUUGACGCCCCUUUCGACGGACGAUAUCCUGAGAAGUACAACGACGACAACGACGACCCAGGAACAUCAUCACCAUCACCACCACCAUCACCACCACCACCAGCAUCAUCACCAUCAACCGCAGCAACAGCAAUCGCCUCAGCAGCAUCAGUCGCAGCAUCUUAUGUCGGCAAGCAGUUGCGGCAGUAGCUGCGGCAACAGUAGCAACGUCGUCGGUAGCGCGGUAGGCGUCAGCAACGUCGGGAGUAGCAGUAGUACGCACGAGUCUCUGAUGUGCGUGGGAUCAUAGCCCUCAACCUUGACGUCGUUGAGUCAUCUCAUCGAUUUCUAUCCGCUGACGCCGCAGGGUAAGUAAAUCCUUGCGGCGGUGGUUAAGCCAGCAAGCCAACCAACCAACCAACCAACCAGCCAGCCAGCCAACCAGCCAGGAAGCGCGCAAACCAACGGAGUUCUGGAAAAUGUGAGAGGCGGUGGUGGAACAUUACGGCACGCCCUCCCUGCUUCGGAGCGCUCGAACGUCCGGCCGGCGACUCUCGAGGAGCCACUUCUUCUCCCUUGUUUUUCGCCUUAAUUUAUUGUCGCGCCAAUUACACAAACACAUACAUUACACGUGACACAUACGUGCGAACAUGCAUACAUGCGAUCAAACUUCUGUGACACUUUCGUUCUUCCUGUCUUUUUACUACCGCUACCACCGCUCACUCUCCCCCCGUUGUUCUCCAUCGUUACCAUCCAUUUCCACUAUUAUCCACCAGCGACUACUUACCACUAUCGUUACCGUUACUUCUAUUACUAUCGCUACUAUUGCUAGUGCUACUAUUACCAACUACUACUAAUCUACUACUACUACUAGUACUACUACUAUCGCUGAAUUAAUCGUGUCUCCCAAUCGUAUCUGCUCCCCGAGGGAUGGACGCGUCAUGACACGCGGCAUUCGCAGGUGCAGAACAAAACAGAGCGUUCUGAGGGCUUAACGAACGGAUUGAAGAACGGAUGAAAAAAAAAAAAAAAUAAUAAACGAUAAGGAAAGAAAAGAGGAAAGAAAACGAGGGAGGGAUAAAGGAACGAGACCUUUCGCGAUUCGACAGGUGCUGCUACUCGUGUUGGAUGAUUUGAUGUGUCCCGGCAGAAAUUCAGGCGGCUUUCGUAUCGAGCUAUGUAUCGCGUGCGGGAUCACACUCUUAUUAUUUUCGUCAUCGUAAAAUUUCGAAACCAGGUGUACGCACAAUUCAACACACGUGUGUCUCGAAACAAGUUGUUAAUUCGACGGAAUUAUCGCGAUAAAGAUCGUUAACCUCCCGGUGAACGCGCGAUGACGAUCGAAGAUGUCGCGAACACGCACUGACGAAGCGCGUUUAUUGAAGGCCCGCGAGAACACGGUGCACAAUCGCGGAAGAUGAAUUCUCCAUCGAGACUGGAAAACAAUCGGAAUGUGUGUCGUGAUCUUCACGAGUCUUCCAGCCUGAGAAGAAGUCCUCGUCGUACGUGCGCAGCCCGAAGUCGCUCGAGAAAGCCGUCCGGGGGGGUGGGGGGGAGGAGAGAAUUGUUUUUUCCCUGGAAUUAAUAAUUUUCCGAUGUGUCGCGGAUAAUCCGCGAUUCCGGAAGAAAAACGCGACCGUAACACGCCGAUAUAUGAUAUACCACCCGCGCACAUUGCGUGCACGGACACAUACACGCACACAUACAUAUAUUCGUACGUACACCUACACAACACGUAUAUAAUAACGACCGCCGUGGCCUAUAUUACACGCACGACGCACGAGGUGACACACGCGUGCGCGCGAGCGCACGCAAGUCGUACGGUGCUACAGAGCGGCUGCAACCUGGUGCUUCUCAACUCGUACAGAGAGAUACAUAUGACACACACCUAUAUACACGUGCACACACAUUUAAGACCGAAUUCGCACGGAUCGCUCGCAGCGUCCGUCGCUCGGGGUCGUCGUGACGCGUCCUGCCGUCGUAAGCGGUUGAUACAACAUGAGUCGUCGGCGUCUCGAGUAAAAAAACCUUCGGUGCCGGUAGCACCGGUCCUCGUUAGUUAGAUCAAAUUUCUUACUUGUUUGAAUAUUUUAUCUCUAAAGGUUGUAAAUGCUGCGCGCGAUCUCGAGUUAUUCACGCACCGCGAGAAAAAAGGGGUCUGAACACUUGCGUUGGAAUUGGAGAGACGUACAUAGAGGCUGUGUAACCAGUGAGUGUAGGAUCUUGAACAUCGUGUGCGAUCGGAACAAAAGAUUAUUUUCAUAUAACAAGAUUACAAGUACGUGUAUAUAUAUCGUUCUUGCGCAUAACUUGAUUUGUAAUAACUCUAGGAUACACAAACACACACAUAUAUAUAUAUAUGUAUUUGAAAGUACAAAUGAUUACUCUUAUUACUUUCACUCUUUGGAGCAACGCGUGUUUCUCGACGCAGACAUUCACUGGUUUAAUAAAAAUAAUCUGCAGAUGAUGAUUUGUAAUUGUUUUUUAACGCUUUUAUAUCACCGACGUAUUAAGAUUGUUCCCCACAAAGGUCUAAUCGCGAGUCAAAAUGUGAAAAAUUAAUGAUGCGAAGUAGGUCCAUUAGGUUUUCGAGGUCCAUUAAACUCCAACGCAACGAGUUAACCCUAAAAAAUGUAUGACGUGGGCCACUGUGCGACUCCUUAUCAUUAUUUUUUCAUGUAAACCUCACAUAACUUUAUCAAGAACAAAAUGUCAGUUCACAACUUCCUUCUGUGUAUGAAUAAACAGAAAAGUAGAUAAAAGGAUAUCUCUGUGAAGAGAUGCACAGUUGUGAUUGAGAUACGAAUAAAAAAAAAA
Molecule: messenger RNA, 4554 nt
Organism: Pseudomyrmex gracilis
Lineage: Eukaryota; Metazoa; Arthropoda; Insecta; Hymenoptera; Formicidae
Gene: tara
Product: basic-leucine zipper transcription factor A-like
Exons: 3
Coding region: 578-2047 (489 amino acids)
Cellular component (GO): nucleus
Molecular function (GO): transcription regulator activity
Source: RefSeq, a predicted model, not a curated record